Chaetomium globosum CBS 148.51 is the source of this 339-nucleotide messenger RNA. RefSeq lists its product as uncharacterized. NCBI's taxonomy places the organism in Eukaryota, Fungi, Ascomycota, Sordariomycetes, Sordariales, Chaetomiaceae. The record is from RefSeq and is a predicted model, not a curated record. The coding region runs from base 1 to 339 and encodes 112 amino acids. The transcript has 2 exons.
AUGCGGCCCUCACCCUUCCUCAUCACCCUCUUCACGGGGCUGGCCACCGCGCAGAGCAUCAUCGACACCGACACCGACACGACCACCAUGACGUCAACCGACGUGUCGACCGAGACGGCCCCAGGCAUUGUCAUCACCACCAUCAUGACGAUCGAGUACACCACCACGACCAUGACUCCCUCGAUGGUCGUCAUCUCGCCCACUUCGACCUCCACCGCCACCACCACCGCCACCGUCGUGCCCGUCGCCGGCGCCAACGCCCUCGGCGCGCAAGUUCCGCUGGCUGGGCUGGCUGCUGCGGCGGCGGGUGUGGCCAUGGGCAUGGCGGCGCUGCUGUAG